CUUUCACCAUCCGAAGUGCCUGAAGACUGAAUACCGAAUAACAAAAGCUUAGUGAGAAAGGAUGGCUGACGAGUUUGAGCACCUGUGGCCUCUCAUUUCCACCCUUGUGGACUUCAUCCAGGUCCUUAGAAAGAUCAUCUCCUUGGCUCUGAACUCCAGUUCUCCUUUACAUCCUCGACCUCUUUCAUGGGAGAGGUUCGUUGAACCACCUGCUUUGCCUCAAUCAAAGAAGCCGAGAGAGGUUUCAAAGUUGCUUCAUGAGGCAUCCUUGUAUGCUUCAGAAGGAUACCUGCGAGAGAAUUCAGAACUAUGGAGGCAGGGAUCGAUGUCCAGAGGUGAAAGCUUUCGAGUGGAAAAUUUGGGUAGCUACCAUCCAGUGAUUCCACCUUCUAGUGAUGCUAAGGUUGCUUGUUUGAUGAAUGAGGAGUGCAAGAGAGGAUUGGAGUCUUUGUCAAGAAGCAUUGUGGAUGAAACUAAGAUGUCACGCAAGGUGAGAAAGAGGCCAGCAAGGAUAGUUAUACCAGAAUCUUGCGUGAGUAUGGGUUUUGGUGAGGUGGGUAAGGAGAAGGACUUGGUUAAGAAGGAGAUCGAGGUUGAAGGUGCCGAGUAUUGCUUAGCAAGCAAGAAAGGAAGCAGGUCUGUGAUGGAAGAUGGCUAUGGGGUCAUAACCAACAUCAAUGGAGAUUCAAAACAGGCAUUUUUCGGUGUAUUUGAUGGACAUGGAGGCCGUGAGGCUGUGGACUUUGUCACAGAGAAGCUAGGGAAGAAUAUUCUAGCAGUUCUCCCUGAGCUAGAGGAGACAGAAAACCAAUUAGAACUUGCAAUCAGAGCAGGCUAUCGGACCACAGAUAGCCAGUUACUUGGUCAGGGUGUGAGUAGUGGAGCAUGUGUAGCUACUGUUCUAUUGAAGGAUGGGAAAUUACAUGUAGCAAAUGCAGGUGAUUGUAGAGUAGUCAUGAGUAGAAAGGGUGUUGCAAAUGUCUUAACAAGGGACCAUCAUCCUGGAAGAGAAGAUGAACGAGUUCGGAUUGAGAGCUCGGGGGGCUAUGUGAGUUGCCGCAAUGGGGUGUGGAGAGUCCAGGACUCCCUGGCCAUAUCGCGAGCAAUUGGUGAUAUAAGCAUGAAAGAAUGGAUAAUUUCUGAACCUGAGAUUAAAAGGCUCCAUCUUACUUCGGAUUGUGAGUUUCUGAUAAUAGCUUCUGAUGGACUGUGGGAGAAGAUAUUUUGUCAACAGUGCUGGACCUGCACCUAGCCACUAGUGGGUUACUGUCAAACAUUUUAGUCCUCACACUGAUGGUCCUUUUCUUUAGAAGCUCUUACUUGACCAUUUCAGCAAUGGGGUAUGUGAAAUGAAACUUCCAUGAUGCUUCCGGUUUUGUCCAUAUUCCUUCUCCUCUUCAGUCUUCACCAUGUUCCCUCUCUUGCCACCUGAAGGUUUGACAACUGAGUUUCAAAGAAUUGUGGCUUGUGUGGUAGCGAGUGGCCCCACCCAACAUCAAGAAUUUGCAGAUUUUUUUAAGCACCCCUGCAGUUAUGUAUUUAGUACCGUAUUAGCUAUAUACCUGAUAUAGAAGUUAGAUAAUUAUAUAAAGCUAAGGAAUCUAAAUAAUAUCUUUCAACUAAUCUUAGAUGAUGUGGUUUUGGACUGUUGC
Molecule: messenger RNA, 1652 nt
Organism: Elaeis guineensis (African oil palm)
Lineage: Eukaryota; Viridiplantae; Streptophyta; Magnoliopsida; Arecales; Arecaceae
Product: probable protein phosphatase 2C 74
Biological process (GO): protein dephosphorylation
Molecular function (GO): cation binding; protein serine/threonine phosphatase activity
Source: RefSeq, a predicted model, not a curated record